ACAAACGGAUUCAUUUCUUCGCCCAGUGAACGAAUAUAGAAAAAGCGUCUUCUUCAACAGCACGGAUUUCAUCUCGAAAAAGCGAAAAUUUUAGAUAAAUAUCUACGUUUGACCUUCCUCAAUCUAUAGUUUAGUGUUCUGAAGUGAACCGUCGCUUGUUUUGUUGCUACGGUUACGAAACGCGAGUAGUUGCUGCAGAAACGAAAAUCCCUUUGCUAAUCAACGUAGUCACGAAGUAACAACUAACGAUGGCGGAUCUAGAGAAGAUUGAAAUCCGGGACGUUACCCGUAUCGAACGUAUAGGGGCACAUUCGCACAUCCGUGGCCUUGGGCUUGACGAUGUGCUUGAAGCACGCACCGUUUCCCAGGGCAUGGUAGGGCAGAAGGAAGCUCGCCGGGCCGCUGGUAUUGUGGUGCAGAUGGUACGUGAAGGAAAAAUCGCCGGCCGAUGUAUUUUGCUGGCGGGUGAACCUAGCACGGGUAAGACGGCGAUUGCUGUCGGCAUGGCACAGGCUCUCGGUAACGAGACACCCUUUACCAGUAUGUCCGGUUCGGAGAUCUAUUCGCUGGAGAUGAACAAAACCGAAUCACUGUCACAGGCGUUGCGCAAAAGUAUCGGUUUGCGGAUUAAGGAGGAAACGGAAAUCAUCGAAGGUGAGGUGGUGGAGAUUCAGAUCGAUCGGCCAGCAACGGGCACAGGUCAAAAGGUGGGCAAAGUGACGAUGAAAACGACCGACAUGGAGACAAAUUACGAUCUUGGCAACAAGAUUAUCGAAUGUUUCAUAAAAGAGAAAAUCCAAGCAGGCGAUAUUAUCACUAUCGACAAAGCGUCCGGCAAGGUAUCGAAGCUGGGACGAAGUUUCACGCGAGCCCGUGACUAUGACGCAACCGGAACGCAGACUCGUUUCGUCCAGUGUCCGGAAGGGGAGCUGCAGAAGCGCAAGGAAGUGGUACACACGGUGUCGUUGCACGAGAUCGAUGUUAUUAACAGCCGGACACAUGGCUUUUUGGCAUUGUUUUCCGGAGACACGGGCGAAAUCAAGCAGGAGGUACGUGAUCAGAUUAACAGCAAGGUGAUCGAAUGGCGUGAAGAGGGCAAAGCGGAAAUCAAUCCCGGCGUGUUGUUCAUCGAUGAGUGUCACAUGCUGGACAUUGAAUGUUUCUCCUUCCUGAACCGUGCGCUCGAAAGCGAUAUGGCACCGGUGGUGGUAAUGGCCACGAAUCGAGGCAUCACAAAAAUUCGUGGCACACAAUACCGCAGUCCGCAUGGCAUUCCGAUCGAUUUGCUCGAUCGUAUGAUUAUCAUUCGCACAGUUCCGUACACGGAGAAGGAGAUUAAGGAAAUUCUGAAGAUACGCUGCGAAGAGGAAGAUUGUCAGAUAAGCAACGAUGCAUUGCUGGUGUUGGGACGUAUUGCGACAGAAACGAGCUUGCGUUACGCGAUUCAAUCGAUCACGACGGCAAGCCUGGUGAGCAAACGUCGUAAGGCGGCUGAAAUUACGAUCGAAGACGUUCGGAAGGUGUUUUCGCUGUUUUUGGACGAGAAGCGGUCGAGCAAAAUAAUGCAAGAAUAUCAAGAUGAGUAUCUGUUCUACGACGACAGCCUGCCGAAAACGGCGUCCGAUGAGCAGCGGCAGUCACAAGCGAUGGAAGUGGAGAGCAACUAAGGAUGGUCCAAAGUGUGUUGAAGAUGAAGCGAAAGGGAGGUUGAAUUUCCCUCUUUACAUAUUCCACAAAACGUUUGCAGUGCUUGAAGAAUAAAUUUUAGCUCUACACAGCUUCCACAAACCAAGGAA
This is a messenger RNA of Anopheles funestus (African malaria mosquito), 1796 nucleotides long. It is a transcript of the gene rept, whose product is annotated as ruvB-like helicase 2. Gene Ontology annotation, cellular component: Ino80 complex; NuA4 histone acetyltransferase complex; R2TP complex. The coding region runs from base 249 to 1667 and encodes 472 amino acids. Gene Ontology annotation, biological process: regulation of transcription by RNA polymerase II; box C/D snoRNP assembly; chromatin remodeling. The record is from RefSeq and is a predicted model, not a curated record. NCBI's taxonomy places the organism in Eukaryota, Metazoa, Arthropoda, Insecta, Diptera, Culicidae. The transcript is spliced from 2 exons. Gene Ontology annotation, molecular function: ATP binding; DNA helicase activity; ATP hydrolysis activity.